This is a messenger RNA of Amborella trichopoda, 483 nucleotides long. The record is from RefSeq and is a predicted model, not a curated record. NCBI's taxonomy places the organism in Eukaryota, Viridiplantae, Streptophyta, Magnoliopsida, Amborellales, Amborellaceae.
AUGAAUUACUUGUCCAAAUGGGCCGAGGCAAUUCCCCUCAAGAGUGUCCCCAGGAUAGCAGUAGCUAACUUUGUUCAACGUGACAUCAUUUACCGAUUCGGUGUGCCUGACCGUAUCACAUCAGAUAAUGGUCCUCAGUUUAGAAGCCACUAUAUCGAUUGCUUAGUUAACCAGUUUUGUUUUGAGUGGAAGUACUCUGCUAUGUACCACCCACGGGCAAAUGGUUGGACCGAAGCUUUCAACAAGACUCUUUACAGUGUUCUAAGGAAGUCAGUGUGUAACAUAAAGAAAAAUUGGCAUGAGAAGCUUCCUGAGGCCUUGUGGGCUGAUCGCACCACCACCUGGAGUGCUACUGACUCUACUCCCUAUUCAUUGGUUUAUGAGAGUGAAGCGGUACUACCCCUCGAGAUUCAACUCCCUUCGCUGUGCAUUGCCGUAUAUCUGAAUAUGACCGAACAUGAACAAGUUAAGCUUCGCUACUAA